CUGGAAUACAGAACGACAGCUGGGACUGAGAAGGGAACGCUUUGCUUCUAGGAUGCAAUGUGCAGACAAACGAAGUAGCUCAAUAACGGACAUCAAACGGUCAACAUUAAUUCACCACAGUACGUUGCUGCGACACGUGCGCGCUCUGCGACCUCGUAAAAACAACAACAAUCGUUUAGUCAGUCAGAUAGGCUAUAGGUUAUGUCAUGGAUAGCCUACUGACCUUAAUUAGAAGACAUCUACUCAGUACUUAGUCAGUGUGCGUGUCUCUUUCGAUUCAAGCGAAGCGCAUCUGUCAUAUUCAAAAGUCCAAGUACUCUCAAAGGUGAAGCGCGCUGUCAAUGAGAAUCAUCAUCAUCAUCAUCAUCAUCAUCAUUUCUAAUUGAAUCAUGAUGCUGAUGCGCCGGAGUACGCUGAGGUGUUCACUGAAGGAGAUACGGCUAGAUUAGAGAAUUUCCCCUAAAAAAAAAAAAAAAAAAAUGUCCAGCGCUGCCCCAGAAUAACUAUUCCUAAGAAUGUUUUCCGAGCAGGCUGAUUUGAACUACAGCUUUAACAUGAGCGAGGAAGACCGGUUAACUCCUCUGGACGAGGACUGGAGCGACUCGCCGGUGGAGACGCUCUCUCGCGCGGGCUUCAUCGCCCUGUCCGUGUUCCUCGGAUUCAUAAUGACUUUUGGCUUUUUCAACAACUUUAUUGUAUUAGUCCUCUUCUGUAAAUUCAAGAUGCUCCGGACGCCGGUGAACAUGCUGCUUCUUAACAUUAGCGUCAGUGACAUGCUGGUGUGUUUGUUUGGGACGACCCUGAGCUUUGCGUCCAGUGUGCGGGGACGGUGGCUACUCGGACGGAACGGCUGCAUGUGGUACGGCUUCAUCAACUCAUGCUUCGGUAUCGUGUCUCUAAUAUCCUUGGUGGUUCUUUCUUACGACCGCUACAGCACAUUGACGAUGUACCAUAAACGUGGUCCAAACUAUCGCAAAGCUCUUCUGGCGGUAGGGGGUUCCUGGCUGUACUCUUUGAUCUGGACAGUGCCCCCUCUUCUGGGCUGGAGUAGUUACGGGCUGGAGGGAGCGGGAACCAGCUGUUCUGUAUCAUGGACCCAGCGCACGGCCCAGUCCCAUGCCUACAUCAUCUGCCUGUUUAUAUUCUGCUUGGGCUUACCAGUGCUCAUCAUGGUCUACUGCUAUGGAAGACUCCUCUAUGCUGUCAAACAGGUGGGGAAGAUACGCAAGACAGCAGCACGGAAGCGGGAAUACCAUGUUUUGUUCAUGGUUAUCACCACCGUGGUGUGUUAUCUUUUGUGCUGGAUGCCAUAUGGUGUCGUGGCCAUGAUGGCUACAUUUGGCCAGCCAGGAAUCAUCUCACCCGUGGCCAGUGUGGUUCCCUCUCUCCUCGCAAAGAGCAGCACAGUCAUCAACCCGCUAAUAUACAUCCUGAUGAACAAACAGUUCUACAGGUGUUUCCGCAUCUUGUUCUGCUGUCAGAGGAGUUUGAUGCAGAAUGGUCACACAUCCAUGCCCUCCAAGACCACAGUCAUCCAGCUCAAUCGUAGAGUCUACAGUAACACUGUCGCCUGCACAGCCCAGAUCUCCACCGGCAUCCACAACUGCAGCACUCCUGCCACAGAGAGAACCAACCCCCCAGUGGUCAGCCCUUAACCUGAGCCAUCCCAAACCAGGAUGUGGAUGAUUGUCGACCCUGCCUUGUUUUACUGAAUGUAACAGUCUCAUUCCACUGGUUUUCUUGGUCUUGGCCUUUUUCAUCCUUCUCCAUCAACUAGACAACUCAUUCACUCUCCACAGUUUU
Rhinichthys klamathensis goyatoka is the source of this 1803-nucleotide messenger RNA. It is a transcript of the gene tmtops2b, whose product is annotated as teleost multiple tissue opsin 2b. The record is from RefSeq and is a predicted model, not a curated record. Bases 516 to 1655 code for a protein of 379 amino acids. Lineage: Eukaryota; Metazoa; Chordata; Actinopteri; Cypriniformes; Leuciscidae. Gene Ontology annotation, molecular function: G protein-coupled receptor activity. Gene Ontology annotation, cellular component: photoreceptor outer segment; membrane. The transcript has 4 exons. Gene Ontology annotation, biological process: G protein-coupled receptor signaling pathway; visual perception.